AACACGCUCGCCCUGACGCAGCGAUGGUCAGACUCGCGGGUCGCGGUUCCCCGAACAGCCACACCUCUCGGUCUCCGGCGCCGCCAUGGACGGAGAGCGAGAGCGGCAGGCUCCGGAGCGGCAGCCCGGCAAGAACCUGAUAAAGAUCCCUGCCUACCAGGAGGUCUUCGGCAGUGGCACCUCCUCCUCGUCGGCGCCGCCCUCCUACAACCCUCCUCUCGCCAGCUCCGGCGCCGCCGCCUCUAGUUCAUCCUCCUCCUCUUCGUCGGGGUCGUUCUCGCAGACUUUCUCCUUCCUCAAGUCCUCCGAGUUCUAUUCCCCUCCCCCGCCGCCUCCCCAACCCACCACCACCCCAAGGCCGCCUCAGGCUAGCCCCUCCGGGCCGGUACCCCAGAGCAAGAACGCCAUUCUCGUCAGCCAUAGGCAGAAAGGGAAUCCUCUGCUGAAGCACAUCAGGAAUGCCAGGUGGACCUUUGCAGAUAUCGUGCCAGACUACGUGCUCGGGCAAUCGUCAUGUGCACUGUACAUAAGUAUCAGGUACCAUCUUCUACACCCAGACUACUUGUAUUAUCGGAUAAGAGAGCUGCAGAAGAAUUUCAGGCUCCGUGUCAUCUUGUGCCAUGUUGAUGUUGAAGAUGUAGUCAAGCCAUUGCAUGAAAUUACAAGAACUGCACUGCUUCACGACUGCACCCUUCUGUGUGGUUGGAGCAUGGAGGAAUGUGGUCGAUACUUGGAGACUAUUAAAGUCUACGAAAACAAGCCAGCUGACAGUAUUCGCGAGCACAUGGAUAAUGACUAUUUAUCACGGCUGACACACUCACUUACAUCCAUUCGGCGUGUUAAUAAAACAGAUGUUGUCACACUCGGUUCAUCUUUCGGGUCACUCUCUCGAAUUAUGGAUGCUUCCAUGGAAGAAUUGGCUCGUUGCCCAGGAAUUGGUGAGCGGAAGGUAAAGCGACUUCACGAUACUUUCCACGAGCCAUUCAGACGAGUUUCCGCCCGCCCAAACAUUGUAGUACCUGAUACCCCUGAAAGAGAGAAAGCGUCAGGCCAACCUUCAUCGACCAAUGACGGUUCGCAAGAUGCAGCAGAAAAGCCGGACGCAUCGAAGAGCAAGAAAGGUUCCGACGUGAAGUCGGCCCUUACUGCUGCCUUUGCCAAGUAUUCAGAGAAGAUCCGCAGCCAGGGCCGUGAUGCAGCGAACGAGGCUGGUGAAGGUACUAGCAGCUCAACCGUGGAAGAUGGCAAGACCAAGAACUAGAUUAGCAGUAGGAUGUUAACAAUAGAGGAAAAUGGCUAGUCUAAACGUUCAUUAUCUUCAUAUUAGGUAUCGAUUGUUGUUGUACUUGCAAAAUUUCUUUUGUUUGUUUUCCCCUGUAUCAACCCUCAGAAAACAUGCGUGUUUUUUUCCUCCUAGGUACACAAGGUGGCUAGUACAUUGGUGCUGUCUUAUAGGCUGUCUUAUGUAUUUACACAUAAUCUUGAGAUGAUUUAACAGACAAUAUUUACAAUAAAUUGUCUUUUUUAGCUA
Molecule: messenger RNA, 1531 nt
Organism: Phragmites australis (common reed)
Lineage: Eukaryota; Viridiplantae; Streptophyta; Magnoliopsida; Poales; Poaceae
Product: DNA excision repair protein ERCC-1
Exons: 9
Coding region: 86-1261 (391 amino acids)
Biological process (GO): nucleotide-excision repair; meiotic mismatch repair; mitotic recombination
Cellular component (GO): ERCC4-ERCC1 complex; nucleotide-excision repair factor 1 complex; nucleus
Molecular function (GO): damaged DNA binding; single-stranded DNA binding
Source: RefSeq, a predicted model, not a curated record